AUGGCACCUAUCACUCAAGCCCUCCCUCGACUCGAACAAGGCAUAGAUAUUACCGUUGACAAUCCAAACGCCACCAUUUCUUUCGUUCCCAAGUCUUCAAACGAUUCUGCCCUCACUGCCUUUGCUCAGCUAGGCGCUUUACGCCUCAACACAUCGCGAGCUUUGAUCUCGCUCAUCGACUCCACUAGUCAGCAUGUCCUGGCCGAGUCAACCCAGUCGCUUUCCUCCCAGUCCGAUGAUCGACAUGAUCUUGGUGAUGGUCUGUGGCUUGGUAGUGUGAUGAUCCCAAGAAAGCAAGGGAUAUGCGAAGUCGUAUUGACCUGCGAUCCAAUCAGAUCUGCUACCAAUUCCGAAGAAGACAUCUCCAGGAUUAAACACAACCAGGAGCUCGUCAUUAUUCCCGACUUACGAGAUGAUUCACGCUACUGCACUCGUCGCUAUGUGACGGAUGGUCCACAAUUGCGCUUUUUCGCUGGUGCACCCCUGCGCAGCGUCGACGGCACGAUCAUCGGCGCUUUCUGUGUUUUGGAUAACAAACCGCGACAGGAUCUCACUGAGUUAAGCAAAUCAUUCAUGCUUGACAUGUCUCAGACCAUCAUGACGCACCUCGAAAAUGUCCGGGUACAGGCCGAAUUUCAACGAAGAGACCGCCUGGUUAUUGGCCUAGAAUCGUUCGUUCGAGGCCUAUCAUCGAUGCCCCGUUCUCAAGAUGACGUUCCCACUACGACUGCCGCAAUAGACGGGACUCGUUCUCAGAGAGUGCCGGUCAACGCAGAGUCCCUUCACCUCAUCAGCAGAGGCAGUGAUACUAGUUCUACUCGCUCCUUGUCAAUGUGGGAAAUGGCUCUUCCCAGUGGUUGCAAAACCAUGUUUUCAAGGGCUUCCAAUAUCAUCAGAGAAGCAGGUGGAUAUGAUGGGACAGCCUUUUUCUACAUCUCUUCCGUGUCUAGUACUGGAAAGUCUUCUCGACGGCAGUACCAAGCAUCCAAUGCUGGGAGCCACAGAUCUCGACAUUGCUCAUCAUCAAGUACCGCCUCGGACAGGAGUCGGUCGGCGCUGCCCACAACUACUCCAGACGCAGAGAGCUCAUCCGAGGAUCUUUCAGGCAAUGAGGAGACCAACCUAGAUGGGCUGAGUCCGAUUUUAGGAUUCUCUCUCAGUAAAACUGAUGAGCAAACACGAAUUAGCGAUCAGAUGCGCUUUCCACGCUUUCGUCUUCGUGAUUUACAGAAACUCAUGGGCACUCAACCCCGCGGCCGCGUUUAUAUCCUUGACCGGUCUGGUAAUACCUUUCCUGGCGAUACCUCAAGCUCGGGCGAAGGACCAGACCCAUCUGUACAGCCCAUAAACUCAACAACUCCUGGACUGCAUGGUUCUGGGCGUUCAAAGCAGCGAGCAUCUCAAGUCAACUCUCUCCUAAAGAUUCAUCCCCAAGCGCGUACAUUUGUUUGUCUACCGCUGUGGGAUCACAACCGGGAACGAUGGUUCGCUUUCUGCGUAUGUUGGAUUAUAGAGCCCAAACGUGAUCCUGCUCUGGACGGUGAUCUCCACUUUUUGAGGAUAUUUUGCAACAACAUCACGAAUGCUUUAUCACAUCUCGAUACUCUGGAUGCAGAUGAAGCCAAGACAUCUUUCGUUGCUUCAAUAUCUCACGAACUUCGGUCACCAUUGCACGGCGUUCUCGGCGCAGCCAAUUUUCUUUACGAUAGCAAGCUCAAUCGCUUUCAGUUAGAGAUGGUGGACUCCAUAACAAGUUCUGGACGUACUUUACUUGAUACCCUCGAACACGUCAUGGACUUCACAAAAAUCAACAGCUUCACAAACACAAAGACAAACUUCUCUGUUAAAGCAAAUGCCGAGAAUAACAAGGUCUCAAGUGCGCUGAGCAAGGAUGACAUCAGUCGAUCCAGCUUGACGACCAGUGUUGACUUGUGCCAACUGAUUGAAGAGGUUGUGGAGGCCGUGUUUACUGGUUUUUCCUAUCAGCACAGCUUUUUACAAUCAGAUGAUGCAACCCCGAUUGGUCUCCCAAUACAAAAAUCGCAGCCGCAAGGGCUCGCCCAUAGUCGUCGGUCGGUUUAUCAGCGAGGGCGCGUUCGGCUAGCCUUGGACUUUCAGUCUAUCAAUGGUAUUAAUAAUGUCGAGAUACAGCCUGGUGCUUGGAGAAGAAUUGUCAUGAAUCUUGUUGGCAAUGCAUUGAAGUACACCGAUGAAGGACUCAUCACUGUUUCCCUUCAGGUCUCUGAUUUUAACGAUGAAAAGCUCGAAUCCGAUGAAAAGGGGCACGACACAGUCUCCAUCAUUCUGACGGUAAAUGACUCCGGGAUUGGUAUGUCGAACGAGUUCUUGCAAAACAAGCUCUUCAAACCCUUCUCUCAAGAAGACUCUUUAUCAUCUGGUACUGGUUUGGGCCUCAGCAUAGUGGAUCAAAUCGUCAAGUCACUGGGUGGCUAUGUAGAUGUUACCAGCACAAGAGGCUUAGGGACGAACAUGACCGUCUGUGUCAAUACCCGCCGUGGGAAGCAUCACCCUACCGAUGUGGAUGAACAGCACCCGCAAGCUUUAUCGAAAUCUCUUGCUAAUGUUCGCGUGGCUAUCCUAGAAGACACCGCCUCGAAAGCCUCAAAAGACAAUCCAGAAAGCCUCUUGACAGCGGAGGGUGAAUUCAGUAGAAUUCUACUUUCUGAUUUAAAACGUUGGUAUGGAGUGGAGAGUACUGUUGAAUCAUCAUGGUCUCCAGAUGCAGCAGACCUGAUUAUCUGCUUGGAGCCAUCAUUUGGCCUUAUCCAAUCAGUCAGAUCACAAGCACAAGCUCAAGCCUCGAUUGUCCCUCCAAUGUUGAUUAUUUCCCAUGAUGCGUUGGAAAUGGCCGCUCUGCGUGACGACGCGCGAAUACAAAACAAGGAUUUUGUCGUUGAAAUUACGCAUCAACCACUUGGUCCACGAAAGCUUUCCAAAGUUCUACAUCGAUGCCUUGAGAGAUCUAGCCUCCUAAGUAGCAGAAGCUCGCAGCAGGCGGGAGGUACCAUUGAGCCUGUUCCCACGCCUGCAUCGACACCUGAAUCACUUCCCUUUCAAGAUAUUUCGACUGGUACACCACGGACACUCACUCCUAUUUCGAUCGCCAGUACUCCUGAAACACCUCAGGAAGUGGUUGUGUCGCCACCAAUUAACGAUUCGGUUCUAUGUGUGGACGACAAUCCGCUGAAUUUAAAGCUUCUCACGACUUUCAUCAAGAACAAAGGUUUUACACCAGUACAAGCUUCCAAUGGUCAGGAAGCAGUUGAUAUUUUCAAAGCCGCCAAUGGGGCUUUCAAGUGUGUAUUGAUGGACGUGAGUAUGCCUGUACUGGACGGGAUGACUGCCACCUACCUCUUGCGAAAAUACGAAGCGAACCAUUCGUUGCGUCGAGUACCCGUUGUCGCUUUAACUGGAUUGGCAUCUGCGACCGCUCGCAACGAAGCCCUCGAAUCCGGCAUGGAUCAUUUCUUGACAAAGCCAUUUUGUUUCGUGAAACUGACUGAGAUCAUCACUGGCCUACCUCCCACUCCUGGAGCAGUCUAG
Molecule: messenger RNA, 3564 nt
Organism: Exophiala bonariae
Lineage: Eukaryota; Fungi; Ascomycota; Eurotiomycetes; Chaetothyriales; Herpotrichiellaceae
Exons: 7
Coding region: 1-3564 (1187 amino acids)
Biological process (GO): phosphorelay signal transduction system; phosphorylation
Molecular function (GO): phosphorelay sensor kinase activity; protein binding
Source: RefSeq, a predicted model, not a curated record